AUGAAGUCCGAGGUGUGUCUCUGUGGAAUCAUCUAUCUGCUGCCGAGGCGCUGAUACAGCACAGCAGCGGUGAUGCGUCUGCGCAGCCUGCCGGGCUCCCAUUGGCUGCAAAUGACAUCAUCCCGCGCUGAUCUAUUGUUGGAGAGAGGAUGAGCUCAUAGUUUAGAGGAGCUGGACACAGAGCACAGAACCACAGCAGAAACAUAACGACACUGACACCAGGACUGCUGCUGCUGCUGCUGCUGCAACCAGAGGACUUUAAACACACUCACAACAUGGUGUGGACUAAGGACAGAGACUCGGAGAGACCUCCAAUCUCCGCGAUCCUGCCGAGACUUUACCUGGGAGCAGAGAGCGACGUGACGCAGGAUGGUCUGGCAUCUCUGGGGAUCUCGUACGUUCUCAGCGUGAGUCGCUGCAGCCCCCAGCCCUCCUUCCUGCCGUGCUCUCGUUACCUCCGGAUCCCCAUUGACGACUCACUGUGGGAUGACCUGCUUCCCUGGAUCCCCCAGGCCCUUAGCUUUAUCGAUGGGGCCAUAUCCUCAGGGGCUUCGGUCCUGGUUCACUGUGCAGCAGGGAUCUCUCGGUCUCCGGCUCUGGCUGUGGCUUACAUCAUGUACAGAAUGGGACUGGACCUUGACCAGGCCUACAGGUUUGUGAAAGAGCGUCGUCCCUCCAUCUCUCCAAACUUUAACUUCCUGGGACAGCUGCAGUAUUUCCAGAGCACGCUGAGCCUGAAGACGCCUGCAGGAGGACUGGUUCUCCCACAGCUGGACAGUAACAAGAGGACAGGUCAUCAGUCUGACAACAGAGACCUGACUCAGGACCAUCAGGAGGACUCAGGGCUGACAGACAGAGCCCAGCAGAGACUCAAAUGUCAGGAUCAAAGUGUCAAACUGCAUCACAAGACUGUGAAUCAGCAGCAAAGAGAGCUUCAGACACCACCCUCAGCUAAACCUGCACAAAAACCCUUCACACUACAACUCCCAGCAGCCUCCUCUUCUCUACAAGACAAACGCAAAAGCCUCACUCUCUCUCUUACCCCGCUUGGAGUCAAUCCUGCCUCACCAGCAGAGGGCGCCCUUACAUCUAACAGGGAGACAGGAGAAAGGCCCAUCAGGGACAGUACACAAGAGACCCACAGGGAGCACAGCGCCCCCAACAGGAGAGUGAAGGAGCAGGGUCUGCUAUCUCCCUUUGGGUUCAGUCUGAACAAGCUGCUGGAUUGGGGGGAGAGGCUGCUGCUGGGGGGGCUGUUUGUCCCCUCUGUGAAGAUGGGACAGCCUGCCCUGCCAUACAGGUGCUGAGGGGGGUGCAGGUGUUCAGUUUGUAUCAGUGCAUGGUUGUUUCUGAACUGUGUGAUGUUUGUACAGACAGCAGCUUUAUUUAUUGAUUAUUUAUUUAUUAAAGAGAUUAAUAUAAAGAGACGGUAAACCUUGACACGUUUAUUAUAUCUGGUCAGAUGUCAGAUUAUUUUAUGGACUUUUAAAUGUGUAAAUGAUGAUUAAAGUUGACAUUUCAA
Notolabrus celidotus (New Zealand spotty) is the source of this 1522-nucleotide messenger RNA. Its product is annotated as dual specificity protein phosphatase Mpk3. Bases 276 to 1307 code for a protein of 343 amino acids. The record is from RefSeq and is a predicted model, not a curated record. Gene Ontology annotation, molecular function: protein tyrosine/threonine phosphatase activity; MAP kinase tyrosine/serine/threonine phosphatase activity. Gene Ontology annotation, cellular component: cytoplasm. The transcript has 5 exons. NCBI's taxonomy places the organism in Eukaryota, Metazoa, Chordata, Actinopteri, Labriformes, Labridae. Gene Ontology annotation, biological process: protein dephosphorylation; negative regulation of MAPK cascade.